This is a messenger RNA of Lecanosticta acicola, 825 nucleotides long. The record is from the annotation of a GenBank genome assembly. NCBI's taxonomy places the organism in Eukaryota, Fungi, Ascomycota, Dothideomycetes, Mycosphaerellales, Mycosphaerellaceae.
AUGCGCUGCUCCGCCCUCUGCGUCGCGCCCUUCGCGGUUGCCGUCUACGCUCAAAGCUCGUCCUCGUCCUCCUCGGCCGAACCCACCACGACCGGACCCACUGUUCGUUUCAUCCAUCUCCAUGCGUUCAUCGGCAUCUGCACGCAUGGGUUAGAUCGGCGCAAUCGCUGACAGCGUAACCAGGUGGUCCCAGAGAUCUCUGGCUCCGUGACCAUUAGCAGCACCUACACCUACUCCAAUACCCUCACCAACUUCCUGAGCAUGACCAACAGCCUUGGUGUUGUUACUGGAAUGCCAACUCUCGCCGGCGCCGCGACUGGCAUCACCACGCAGCCAGCCUUGGCCACCAUUCCCGCCGGCCUUCCCACCGGAAUCAACACGGUCUACAUUGGAAACGGUUCUUCCCUUUCCUCCUUCUCUGUCAGCGUUGGAACCUCCACUACAGUCGUCAUCGGCGGUGCUGUCCAAAGCGGUGCAACAAUUGUGUCCGGCUCGGCCAGCGUCGCAACUGCUUCUGGAACCUCGGGCUCUAACUCCAACUCCAACCCGGGCGCGUCUAGUGGUAUGUUUUUUGAACCUUUGCCACACAAUUAGGACUCCCGAGAUCAGCUCUCUUCGUAGAAGAGACUCGCACCAAACCUUGUGCAAGUGCUAUGCGCCCAUGUGCUAACAAGAUCAAUUGUAGGCGCCUCGGCCUCGAAAUCCGGUACUGCGACAGGCACCUCGAGCUCGACUAGCGCCACAUCUUCUGGUGCAGCUGACAAUGUGAAGAUCGCCUCUGGCGCCGUUCUUGGUCUCGGAGCUCUCUUCGCUGCGCUCCUGUAA